This is a messenger RNA of Staurois parvus, 317 nucleotides long. The record is from the annotation of a GenBank genome assembly. Lineage: Eukaryota; Metazoa; Chordata; Amphibia; Anura; Ranidae.
GAAGGGGCCAUCCCCAAACUGUUUCUGCAAAGUUGGGAGCAUGAAAUUGUCCAAAAUGUCUUGGUAUGCUGAUGCCUUAAGAGUUCCCUUCACUGGAACUAAGGAGCCAAGCACUGACCCCGCUCUGUCAUUUUACGUGGCCAACCAUUUUGUGGCUGAGUUGCUGUUGUUCCCAGUUGCUUCCAUUUUGUUAUAAUACCACUAACAGUUGACCGUGGAAUAUUUAGUAGCAAGGAAAUUUCAUGGAAGAACUUGCUCAGGUGACAUCCUAUCAUGGUACCACGCUUGAAUUCACUGAGCUCCUGAGAGCGACCCAU